AUGUCUUUCGCCGGCAGACGCAGAGGAAACAAGGUCAAGAAGGGUGUCCAGUUCACCGUCAUGGUCGUCGGUGCCUCUGGUACUGGACGUACGACCUUCGUGAACACACUCUGCGAGUCCGAAGUCCUCCCCCACAAGGUGUCGGACAGCCCGGACUCGGCGCACGUCGAGGAGGGCAUCAGGAUCAAACCCGUCAACGUCGAACUGGAGGAGGACGGCGUCCGCAUUGCCCUCACCAUCGUGGACACGCCCGGCUUUGGUGACAACAUCGACAACGAGUUCGCAUUCCAGGAGAUCGUGGGCCACCUCGAACGCCAAUACGAUGACAUCCUGGCCGAGGAGUCGCGUAUCAAGCGUAACCCGCGUUUCCGCGACAACAGGGUGCAUGCUCUGCUCUACUUCAUCCCUCCUACAGGCCAUGCUCUGAGGGAAAUGGACAUCGAGCUGAUGCGCCGUCUCUCGCCCCGUGUGAACGUCAUCCCGGUCAUUGGGAAGGCUGAUUCUCUGACGCCCAGCGAGCUGCGGGGCUUCAAGAAAAGGAUCAUGGAGGAUAUCGAGUACUACGAUAUCCCUGUUUAUAACUUCCCCUACGACAUCGAGGAAGACGAUGAGGAGACCAUCCAGGACAACAGCGAGCUUCGCGCUAUGAUGCCAUUCUCGAUUGUCGGUUCUGAGGAGGAAGUUGAGCUCGAAGGCCAGCUCGUCCGCGCUCGGAUAUACCCUUGGGGUAUCGUCGAGGUUGACAACCCGAAGCACUCUGACUUCAGCCGCUUGCGGGGUGCACUCUUGAACACACACUUGGCUGACCUGAAGGCCUUGACCCACGACGUUCUUUACGAGACCUACCGUACCGAGAAGCUUUCCCGGACCGUCAACUCGGAUACACAGGACUCCUCAAUUCUGCCAGAGGAGCUGGCUACCCAAAGUGUACGGCUCAAGGAAGAGCAGCUCCGCAGGGAAGAGGAGAAGGUACGCGAUGAAUGCAUCGAAUUGCGUGUGCAACGCGAGAUCAACGAGAAGAGACAGGAACUCUUAGCGAAGGAAGAAUCACUCAGAAACCUGGAGAGUCGACUCGCUGCACAAGGGUCGCAAUCCGAAUUCCGCGAGUGA
Messenger RNA from Postia placenta MAD-698-R-SB12, 1110 nucleotides. RefSeq lists its product as hypothetical. Bases 1 to 1110 code for a protein of 369 amino acids. Lineage: Eukaryota; Fungi; Basidiomycota; Agaricomycetes; Polyporales; Adustoporiaceae. Gene Ontology annotation, molecular function: GTPase activity; molecular adaptor activity; GTP binding. The transcript is spliced from 11 exons. Gene Ontology annotation, cellular component: septin complex; septin ring; microtubule cytoskeleton. The record is from RefSeq and is a predicted model, not a curated record. Gene Ontology annotation, biological process: cytoskeleton-dependent cytokinesis.